AUGGGUGAUCCACAGAGGUCCCCAGCCCUGGGGCAUUCGAGGAGCAGGUCCGUAGCAAAGCCAAGGUCCUCCAUGACAGGACCCCUCGAAGCCGCAGAUGAUCCCUUGGCGUCUACCCUUAGUCCUUCUCAGCCUGGUCCAGCUACUCAGCGAGCUCACCAAUCUAUGCUGAGCCCUCGAUCUCCUCAACCUUCGCGGGGCCGCAGUGCCCCAGGAUCUCCCGUGCCCCAGCUUGGGGAGCCCAAAGCCAAGGAUUUUUCUUUCUUGUUGCGCCCUGAGAUAUACCAUCCAAUCACACCAUUGAAUAUACCUGCGGCAUUCAGGAAUUCACCCAAGCAGCCCGGUCCAGAAAUCCCACUCGAGGAGCUGCUCGCCAAGGGCCACUUUCGAGCUGCAGCAGUUGCAGCAGUCCAGGAGCUGACUGGACUUGGCGCGACUGGGGGAAUUGAUCCUCAUGAUUCCCAGAGGAUCUUUAGGUUACUAUAUACACGGCUGGCUUGUCUCACAUUGAUUGACGCCACGUCUCUUGCGGCUCAGGAAGUCAAGGCGUUGGAGGAUUUAAAUAACGUACGAGUCUACGUUGACGAGACUACCGGAGAGCACCUUGUUCCUUGGGAACUCCGUGUACUCAAUGUGAGGCUCCAAGCACUUGGAUUCGGGGACACACGUCGCGCUGUCAUGAGCUAUCACGACCUGGCACGCGAAGCCCGGGCCCGAAUAGUGAAGUCUACGGCUGUCCACGACAACUCUGCGACCGAGCUUUGGAAGUCCCGGUUGGCAGACUUGGGCAUCAAGGUGGCUGGUGCCUUGAUUGAAAUGGGCGAUCUUCCUGGGGCAGCGAGUCACCUUGACAGUCUGCGGGACAGAGGAGAUAGCAAGCUGAUAUUCUCCAAAGCCUUGCUCUUGCUUCAUUUGGGAGACACGGAGCGGGCAAGGGCCUGCGCCCAAAAGUGCACUGGGGAUCAAGCUCUCACCAACAAAAUUAUUCUGGCUCUUUGCGACAUGGCAGAUACUGAGUUCGAAGCAGCAUUGGAAAAAUGGGAGGGUCUCCGACUUGAACACGAUGAUGAGAUGAUUGGCGUUAACGCUGCUGUUUGCCUGCUCUAUUUGGGCAGGCUUCAAGAGAGUCGAGAUGUUCUUGAGGGCCUUGUCGGAAAGGGUCUCUCCUCACAUACCUUACUAUUUAAUUUGUCGACGGUUUAUGAACUGUGCACAGAAAAGCAUAGAAACAUGAAGACAAAGUUAGCGGAACGUGUUGCGGCAUUCGACGAGACUCCAUCUGGAUGGGAGAAGACGACUGCUGACUUCAAAUUGUAG
This is a messenger RNA of Clonostachys rhizophaga, 1317 nucleotides long. NCBI's taxonomy places the organism in Eukaryota, Fungi, Ascomycota, Sordariomycetes, Hypocreales, Bionectriaceae. The record is from the annotation of a GenBank genome assembly.